Messenger RNA from Nylanderia fulva, 2038 nucleotides. Its product is annotated as equilibrative nucleoside transporter 4-like. The record is from RefSeq and is a predicted model, not a curated record. Gene Ontology annotation, molecular function: nucleoside transmembrane transporter activity; monoamine transmembrane transporter activity. NCBI's taxonomy places the organism in Eukaryota, Metazoa, Arthropoda, Insecta, Hymenoptera, Formicidae. Gene Ontology annotation, cellular component: plasma membrane. Gene Ontology annotation, biological process: nucleoside transmembrane transport.
AUGACGUCUCCACACUGGUCCCCUGCGAGGGCGUCGGAGGCGUGCUUCAUCUCUUUCAUCAUAGGCGGACAUAACGCGCCGCUUGAUGCUUUCAUAUUUAUUUUGAGCGGGCGGAUUUAUAACAAGAUCGGACACGCUACGCAGAGCUUCGCCGGACAAUUGUGUGGUGUUGCUGGCUUUUGGGUAUCGGUUAAUCGAAUAUUAACAAAAUUGUUAAUCAAUGAUGAACGCGGUAAUACGUCUGCAUUCUUCCUUAUGUCGAAUAUGACGAUUAUGUUGUGUUUCGUUUUACAUAAAAUUAUACGAAAGAUCGAAUUUGUGCAAUUUUACAUAACAUUGUGCCAGGAAAGAAAUCAAAUCACUUUAGAACCAACGGAAGAUGUCGGUUUGAUGGAUCCGUUGGAUCAAGUUGGCGAUCCCUCGAAAGGUCAAUACGGAGUGUUGAAGAUCCAAACGAGUCUAUUGGGGACAGAUUCUGCCAGUGGCACUGAUGCGUCUCGACAGUAUUCUGCAUUCUCGUUCAGCAAUCCAGUUUACGAACCUAGCGUUCCUUCGGGGAAUCCGCCUGGUAGUGCUAGACCGACUUAUAAGGUCGAAGACGUCGUGGUUAUGGGAGGCGCUUACACAAGCACACAAAGCACAAGUACACUAUGGUCCGGCAUAAAAAGAGGUUUGCUCGCUAGACUCGAAGUCGCCAAAUUGAUCUUUCCGUACAUGGCCAGUAUUGGAGUUGCUUACUUCGUAACCCUCUGCUUGUACCCAGGAAUCGUAUCGGAAAUAAUAUCCUGCAAAUUCGAAUCGUGGAUGCCAGUUAUUCUGAUGACUGUCUUCAACUCCGCUGAUUUAUUCGGCAAGGCUUUCGGUUUAAUACCUUACGAAUGGAAGCGCACUCAGUUACUCUAUUUCUCUAGUGCGCGAAUCAUACUUAUUCCCCUAUUUCUACUUUGCUCAAUUCCACGUGGUGCUCCUAUUCUCUCCGGCGAGGGAUUCCCGCUUGUGCUCUCCUGGCUCCUUGGCUUUACAAAUGGUGUAAUCGGUUCCGUACCAAUGAUUCAGGCGCCAAACAAAGUACCAGAAGAACAUCGAGAACUCGCAGGUAACAUUAUGACGUUAUCGUAUACUACUGGAUUGACCAUCGAAUCUUUAUUGGCGUAUAUGAUGGAUGCCUGUCUCGGCCCGUCUGUGCAAGCUAAGGACGUGUGCGCGCAGUUGGCGAAUAGUCAAAUUUUGACGACCCCGCUCAGCAACGUGACGGCGAGCAUUCUGAUGAACGGGAUAUCUUCCACUUUGCCCGUCGUUGAAAGAAUGACGACGAUGCCGAAGGCGAAGACCACUGCCAAUGUGCUAACUACGAUUCUGAUGUCCACGUUAUUGUCGAAUAGCACCGUAAGCCUACUAAGCGACGAAGGGGCGCUGAAUGCGUCCACGACGGUCUUACCAAAGCUCUUAGCUAAUGUUACCACUUCGGCAAGUAACGUGAUUUUGCAACAUUAGGACGCAUAUGUUUGUGCGCUGUGUUAAAUCUGGUGCUUUCACAUAUAUGAGAGAGAGGGGGGGGGAGAGGAGAAAGAAAGAAAAAUUAUGGGUGUAUGUGUGCGUGUGUACGCAAAAAAAUUAUAUACGAGUUGAAGAAGUCGCUAUAAAGCUAAAGUGUUUAAAUUGAUGAAAUUUGUAAGUUAUUGUAAUAAUUGUUGACAAGUGUUUAAUUUUUUUGGUUAUGUUGCUAACUAUAAGAUAUGAAGCUUAUAUUUUAUUUGUGUCCAUAUUAUGUAUUAUUUCUGAAUUUACUUUUUGCUUGAUUAUUUCAUGUAAAGAUUGUUUUUAAAAAGAUUAGAAAAAUAAAAAAGAAACAGUAUACCUAAUUUUAUUGCAAGUGAUAAAAAUAAAAUAUAAUACAAUUCAAACAAUAUGUAAUAUAUUAUUAAAGCACGAGACGUUCAGCAAUUGUUUCUGAAUGUUCCGGUUAUUCGAAAAAUUGUGUAGAUAAGAUAUAUCAAUCUUGGAAAUAAAAGGCCAGAAAAUAAUGCAAAAAGUUAAA